GAAACUGCUCGGUAACUCAUCCACAGAACAGCAGUGAACAAAAAAAAAAGUGUAAAGUGCUAAAAUUUAAAUAAAUUGUCUUAAAAAUUCAUAAAUUUCAAAAAAUUUAAAGACAACCAGAAAACCCAUUGGAAAAAUGGCUGCCUUCGAAUACGCCCACGGGCCCGUAAUGAUGGCUCAGCAAGCAUUUGGCGCGAACAUGACGGUCUACGAUCGCGUUCCAGCGAACAUGAAGCAUCUCGUUGACGUCUAUUGGGCGCAAUUUCCGCCAAUGAAUCCCCUGUGGUACAGCAUUCUUGCCUUGUUUCUCGUGGUAUUGGCGUUCAUUUCGAUGAGCGGUAAUUUUGUCGUGUUGUACGUGUUCCUUUCGACAAAAUCGUUACGCACGCCCUCCAAUAUGCUGAUUAUAAAUUUGGCAUUUUCGGACUUUAUGAUUAUGUUUACGUUGUGUCCCGCGAUGUUUUGGGCCUGUUUGAAGGAGACUUGGACAAUGGGACCUCUCGCGUGUGAACUUUACGCACUCAGCGGAUCGCUGUUCGGAUGUGUUUCUAUUUGGACGAUGACGAUGAUUUCCUUUGAUCGUUACAACGUCAUUGUAAAAGGUUUACAAGCGAAACCCUUGACAAUGUCGGGCGUUCUUCUUCGCAUCUUGUUCAUUUACGUUUCCUGUUCGUUCUGGGCCAUUAUGCCCCUGUUUGGAUGGAACCGUUAUGUGCCCGAGGGUAACAUGACAGCUUGCGGCACGGAUUACAUCUCACAGGACUGGAAGAGUCGCUCUUACUUGUGUGCUUAUUCCUUCUUCGUGUACGAACUCCCACUUUUCUUGAUUAUUUUCUCGUAUUAUCACAUCUUGAAGGCUGUUUUCGCUCACGAAAAAAGCAUGCGCGAUCAAGCAAAGAAGAUGAAUGUCACAUCUCUCCGUUCCUCCGAAGAGAACAAGAACCAAAGUACCGAAGCAAAACUCGCCAAAGUUGCUCUCAUGACAAUUACCUUGUGGUUUAUGGCAUGGACUCCGUAUUUGGUGAUCAAUUGGGGCGGCAUGUUCAAUACUAUCAAAAUUACGCCUCUUUUCUCCAUUUGGGGAUCAGUUUUCGCUAAGACAAGUUGCUGUUACAAUCCAAUUGUUUACGGCAUUAGUCAUCCAAGAUAUCGGGCAGCUUUGCAGAAGACUUUCCCGUCGUUGGUUUGUGGAGCUACCGACAACGAAGCCGCCUCUACUGGAACAGCUUCCGUCGGAGAUGGCGCGAGCGUUACUUCAUCAACAUAAAAAGUUACAAGAAAUGAUGAUGAUGAGAGAAAUUUUUAUUUUUUUAUAGUUAAUUUUUAAAUUUUUAUGUGUUGUGACCAAAAAAAAAUGAAACAAAAAAUAAAAUAAAGUGAAAUAACCUUCCGUAAAAAUUAAA
Molecule: messenger RNA, 1403 nt
Organism: Culicoides brevitarsis
Lineage: Eukaryota; Metazoa; Arthropoda; Insecta; Diptera; Ceratopogonidae
Product: rhodopsin-like
Exons: 5
Coding region: 137-1267 (376 amino acids)
Biological process (GO): visual perception; phototransduction; cellular response to light stimulus
Cellular component (GO): plasma membrane
Molecular function (GO): G protein-coupled photoreceptor activity
Source: RefSeq, a predicted model, not a curated record